UUACUUAGGAUUUAUAUAUAAAUUUAGGCCAAUUGGACAAAAUCGAACAGCUUAAUUGAGAUGAGCUUAUCUAGCUAGUAGCUAGGGAGUGAACAAAGCUCCAUAGAUUACACCGCCUUUAUAGCUAGUUGAGAGAGAGAGAGAGAGAGAGUAUAAGCUCUAGCUCUUCAAUGGUACAAAGGACUGUCCUCAAGGUUGAUACAUCAUGCCUAAAAUGCAAGAAGAAGCUUCUCAAGGCAGUUUCUGGCCUACAAGGUGUGGAUAAAGUUGAAGUUGAUGCAACCAAAGGAACUUUGACUGUAACAGGCAACUGUGAUCCCUAUGAAAUAAUUAUUCGAACUAGAAAAGCUGGCAAAUUUGCUGAAGUAGUGAGUAUAGGGCCGCCUCCUGCUCCACCUAAACCUGCAGAAAAGAAGCCCGAAGUGAAGAAACCUGAAGAAAAAAAACCAGACCAGAAGGUCGAACACUUUCACAUGCCCCAUAACUGUGAAGUAUGUCAAAGAUUGGCCAUUGUAAGGCUGGAGCCUAGUUAUGAUCACAACCCCUCCUGUUCUAUCAUGUGAUGAUAAAGUCAAAUAACCCAUGAUAUUGUCAAGGUCAAUGAUUUUGUAUGAUCGAUCAAUUUGUCAGUUUGGGUUAGAGUUUGUUAAGCUCAAUCAUUCGCGUGCUGAUUAGUUGGAGACUUUUAAUAGUU
This is a messenger RNA of Malus domestica (apple), 694 nucleotides long. Lineage: Eukaryota; Viridiplantae; Streptophyta; Magnoliopsida; Rosales; Rosaceae. The record is from RefSeq and is a predicted model, not a curated record.